Messenger RNA from Fusarium pseudograminearum CS3096, 1290 nucleotides. RefSeq lists its product as uncharacterized. The record is from RefSeq and is a predicted model, not a curated record. The transcript is spliced from 5 exons. Lineage: Eukaryota; Fungi; Ascomycota; Sordariomycetes; Hypocreales; Nectriaceae. The coding region runs from base 1 to 1290 and encodes 429 amino acids.
AUGGCGCCGCCUUACGCAAAUGUUGGACAGCCCCAGGCUUACCGGGAAUACCACUCAGAACCUCGUCCCGACAACAAACUACCACCACUCGGCUGUAGCAAGGACGGGCAUAUCCGUCUUGUUCCUGGCGAAGUGUACUGUCGAUGGCGACACCCCGUCACUGGGGUUCUCUGCAGGAGUGCCGAUCGCUACGACACUCUCGAGCUUGAAGAGCACUAUCGAUUCGAUCAUGGUUGCAAAGUGGCUCCUGACAACCGUCCCUUAUUUGGCGAGACAGAUGGCAAGCCGCAUCGGCAGGCUAUUCAAUGGUACGCAGAUAUGCUCCAAGGUCGUAUGCCAUCUUGGCCUCCAGCCCCUGAACACAAUUGCCAGGACAGUAGCUCCGACAACAAUCGACCCAAAAGAGAGCCUGGCAUGCAAGACUCCGGUGAGACUCGAAUUCAACAGAAAGAUGAUGUCGAACAAAACCACUUUCCAGAUGUAUCGCAAAAUCAACAAGCCAGCUGGAGCGGAAAAGAGAAGCAGCCCCUUUACUUGAAGAUGGAAGACCUACCUCUGGGUACCCAAGAAGAGUCUGAUCGCCACAGCGCAGUUCGACUAUGUACUCUGUUCAACCAGCACCAAUCAAGCAUGCCUCCUCGCGUCCGGUCCAGGCUGCUUCAUCUACUCAGGACUGGCCAAUUUCAGCACAAUGCACAGUCAAUAUUCCAUCCAUUCAAGCACCAACUCAGCAUCCAUAUGUAUGACGAAGAGGAAGCACAGGCCAAUUGGAUCAGUGUCACCUACGAAAGAUGGUUCAUUCUCGUCGGUGUCUAUGGUUGGAGCAUGUUGAGAGAUUACGCAGAUGGCAUCCGAAAGGCUGUGGUAAUGCGUUAUGGAGAGCCCCUCGACAGUGACUUGACAUUCAAGGACUCUUCGGACAAUAGCGGAAGUAUCGUGCGUCCCUUUCUGUCACAGCUGGCCGAUGAGGUUUCCAUAUGGGGCCCCAUGACUCGACAGCUCGAACAAAUAAUCCGACAACAGGAACAGACAAUCCGAACGCAGGGCUCAAUGAUAAGGAAUCUUCAGACGGUGAACUCAGCCCAGCAGAAACAGAUCGACAAACUCAACACCAUAGUCGGUGUUCAGUCCCGCACUGGAUCUCGUGAAAAGGUGAAUGACGGGGACAGGGAUGUCGACAAGAAUCGCGAGGCCUUGGCUGUCCUCGAGACGCAGAACAAGAGUCCUUACAACACUUCAGGAGAUCUUAUAGAAAUCACCAACUCCAGAAAGCGUGCCCGUCGCGAUUAG